Notolabrus celidotus (New Zealand spotty) is the source of this 5505-nucleotide messenger RNA. RefSeq names its product intraflagellar transport 172 (gene ift172). The record is from RefSeq and is a predicted model, not a curated record. Gene Ontology annotation, molecular function: protein binding. NCBI's taxonomy places the organism in Eukaryota, Metazoa, Chordata, Actinopteri, Labriformes, Labridae. Gene Ontology annotation, biological process: intraciliary transport. Gene Ontology annotation, cellular component: ciliary basal body; intraciliary transport particle B; axoneme. The transcript has 47 exons. The coding region runs from base 153 to 5402 and encodes 1749 amino acids.
AACUAAGGAGAUCAGAUGUUUACUACAAAGAUGUCCUCCUUGCUAGCUGCCUUAUAUUGGAGUGUGAAAAAAUGAGAAUAAUAUUAAAUAAGUCACAUUUAUCAACACUUUUAGAACUCUUUCCGGUUUGAGCGUCCUGAUAUAUCCUGAAGAUGCAGCUGAAGCAUCUGAAGACGCUGCUAACACCCACGGAGGAGGCUGCCAAAAUCACGUGCAUGACCUGGGCCUCCAAUAACAACAAGUUUGCAGUCUGCACCUCGGACAGAGUGGUGCUGCUGUACGAUGAGCAGGGAGAGAGGAGAGACAAAUUCUCCACCAAACCUCAGGACUCCAAGUAUGGAAAACAGAGCUACGUCGUCAAUGACAUGGUGUUCUCCCCGGACUCCACAAAGAUCGCCAUCGGACAGUCUGAUAACAUCAUCUUUGUGUACAGGAUCGGAGAGGAAUGGGGAGACAAGAAAGCGAUUUGCCACAAGUUUGUUCAAACGAUUGCCGUGACCUGCUUGCUGUGGCCUUCAGAUCACUCCAUUGUUUAUGGAUUAGUGGAUGGAAAGGUCCGCAACGCCAACACUCAGACAAACAAGUCCUCCACCAUCUACAGCACCGAGUCCUGCGUCAUCUCACUGGCGUCCAAUGUUUCUGGUAAAGGCAUCCUCUCUGGUCACGCUGAUGGGACAGUUGUGCGUUUCUUCUUUGAUGAUGAAGGUUCAGGGGACUCUCAGGGAAAGCUGCUGAUGCACCCGUGCCCACCCUACGCUCUGGCCUGGGGUGCAAACAGCAUCAUGGUGGCCGGCUGUGAUAAAAAGGUGGUGGCCUACUCCAGAGAGGGUCACAUCCUGCAGACCUUCGACUACAGCAGAGACCGCACAGAGAAGGAGUUCACCGUGGCCGCCACCAGCCCCAGCGGGCAGUCGGUCGUGUUCGGCAGUUAUGAUCGGCUGCGGGUGUUUAACUGGGCGCCCAGGAGAGGUGUGUGGGAUGAAGCAAAGCCUAAAGAGAUCCUGAACCUCUACACGAUCACCGCCCUGGCCUGGAAGAAGGAUGGAUCACGCCUCUGUGCUGGAACACUGUGCGGUGGAGUGGAGCUGUUCGACUGCUGCUUACGGAGAAGCAUCUACAAGAACAAGUUUGAAAUCACCUACGUCGGCCUGAGCCAGGUGUUGGUGAGGAACCUCUCCACUGGGACUCGUGUGGUCCUGAAAUCUUACUACGGUUAUGAGAUAGAGGAAGUGAAAAUCAUGGGGAAGGAUCGCUUCCUGGUGGCUCACACCUCUGAUACUCUUCUGCUGGGAGACAUGCAGACGAAUAACCUCAGUGAGGUUCCGUGGCCCGGCUCUGGAGGGAAUGAAAAGUUCUUCUUUGAGAAUGAAACGGUGUGUAUGAUCUUUAACGCCGGGGAGCUGAGCCUGGUGGAGUACAACAACAAUGAGAUCCUGGGAUCGGUCCGGACUGAGUUUAUGAACCCUCAUCUCAUCAGUGUUCGUCUGAACGAGAGGAAGCAGAGAGGAGUCGAAGACAAUAAGAAGCUCGCAUAUCUGAUCGACAUAAAGACUCUUGCUAUUGUGGACUUGGCCGGGGGCUACAGUCUGGCAUCCAUCAGCCACGACUCCAAGAUUGACUGGCUGGAGCUCAACGAAACCGGACGCAAACUGCUGUUCAGGGACAAGAAGCUGCGGCUCCACCUGUACGACAUAGAGAGCACCGUAAAGACCACAAUCCUGAGCUUCUGCUCCUACGUCCAGUGGGUGCCCGGCAGUGAUGUGGUGGUGGCCCAGAACAGGGGGAACCUCUGCAUCUGGUACAGCAUAGACAGUCCCGAGAGCAUCACCAUGUUCCCCAUCAAGGGGGACAUUGUGGAUCUGGAACGAGCUGAAGGAAAGACGAACGUGGUCGUGACGGAGGGAGUCAGCACUCUGACUUACACGCUGGACGAAGGCCUCAUCGAGUUCGGAACUGCUGUGGAUGAUGGAGAUUACGACAGAGCCACAGCAUUCCUUGAGACUCUGGAGAUGUCAUCAGAGACUGAGGCCAUGUGGAAGACACUCAGCAAGCUGGCUCUGGAGGCUCACCAGCUGCACAUCGCAGAAAGGUGUUUCGCCGCGUUGGGGGACGUCUCGACCGUUCGUUUCCUCCACCAGACGAACCAGAUUGCAGACAAAGUCUCUGAAGACAUGGGAGGAGAUGGGACAGAGUUUUUUGAGGUCCAAGCUCACGUGGCGAUGCUGGAUAAGAACUUUAAGCGGGCGGAGAUGCACUACAUGGAGCAGAAUGCAAUCGACGAAGCUAUAGCGAUGUACCAGGAGCUCCACAUGUGGGACGACAGCAUCGCCGUGGCCGAAGCGAAGGGCCAUCCAGACCUGGACAGCCUGCGUGGGAACCGUUACCAGUGGCUGACGUCGACCGGUCAGGAAGAGAAGGCCGGCGAGGUGAAGGAGAGUGAGGGAGACUUCCAGGGAGCCAUCAACCUCUACCUGAAGGCCGGUCUUCCCGCCAAAGCUGCCCGCCUCGCCAUCAGCCGACCAGAGAUCAGCAACAACAGCGACACAGUCAGCCGUAUCGCAGCCAGCCUCAUUAAGGGAGAGUUCUAUGAGAGGGCCGGAGAUCUGUACGAGAAGAUCAGAAACAACCAGAGAGCUUUGGAGUGCUACGUGAAAGGAGGGGCGUUCAGGAAAGCCGUGGAGCUGGCGCGCCUCGCCUUCCCCGCUGAGGUGGUGAAACUGGAGGAGGCCUGGGGAGACUACCUCGUCCAGCAGAAACAGAUGGACGCAGCCAUCAACCACUUCAUUGAAGCAGGAUGUUCUCUUAAAGCCAUCGAGGCCGCCAUCGCCGCCCGACAGUGGAAGAAAGCGGUCCACAUCCUGGAGUUACAGGAGGAUUCAUCAGCAGGAAAAUACUACUUAAAGAUAGCUCAGCACUACGCCUCCAUGCAGGACUACGAGGUGGCAGAGCAGCUGUUUGUGAAAGGAGGUCACAUUAAAGAUGCUAUAGACAUGUACACUGCAGCAGGACGCUGGGAGGAGGCUCAUAAGUUGGCCGUGAAGUGCAUGACAGAGGAAGAGGUCGUGGCGCUGUACGUCAGCAGAGCUCAGGAGCUGGAGAGGGACGGCAAAUUCAAGGAGGCCGAGAGGCUGUUCUCCACAGUGAAGCAGCCUGACCUCGCCAUAACCAUGUACAAGAAGAACCGGAUGUUUGAUGAUGUCAUUCGCCUGGUGGCCAAACAUCACCCCGACCUGCUGACGGAGACCCACCUUCACCUGGCCCAGGUGCUGGAAGGUGAAACCAGGUUCUCAGAGGCGGAGUAUCACUUCAUGGAGGCUGGAGAGUGGAAGGAUGCGGUCCAGAUGUACAGAGGCAACAAUAUGUGGGAGGAAGCGUACCGGGUAGCAAAGAGUCACGGGGGGGAUGGAGCCCAGCAGAAAGUGGCCUACAUGUGGGCUCGCAGUCUGGGAGGAGAGGCGGCCGUCAAGCUGCUCAACAAGUUCAGUCUCCUGGAGUACGCCAUCGAGACGGCGUCCAAUAACUUCUCAUUUGACUUUGCGUUCGAUCUGGCUCGCCUCUCGUCCAAAGAAAAGAUCCCUGAGAUCCACCUGAAACAAGCCAUCUACCUGGAGGAUGAAGGGAAGUUUCCUGAGGCGGAGGUCGAGUUCGUCAAAGCAGGGAAACCCAAAGAGGCUGUGCUCAUGUACAUCCACAACAAGGACUGGGCCAGCGCGCAGCGGGUGGCCGAGGGACACGAUCCAGAGAGCGUGUCUGAGGUUCUGGUCGGCCAAGCCAAGUUCUGCUUUGAACAGAAUGAUUUCCAGAAGGCUGAGGCCUUCCUGCUCCGAGCCCAGAGACCCGAUAUCGCUGUUAAAUAUUACAAGGAUGCAGAAAUGUGGAGUGAUGCCAUGCGGAUCUGUAAGGAGUAUCUCCCCAACAAGCUCUCUGUGCUGCAAGAAGAGUACGAAAGAGAGACCUCGAAGAAGGGAGUCAGAGGCGUGGAGGUUCUGCUGGAACAGGCCAGGGAGUGGGAGCAGUCAGGUGAAUACUCUCGAGCUGUGGAGUGUUACCUGAAGGUGAAGGACGACGCCAACGUCAACCUGACGGAGAAGUACUGGAUGAGGGCUGUAGAGUUAUCCAUCAAGUUCCUCGGUGUGGAUCGAGCCGUGGAGGUUGUCCGGGCGGUCGGACCGCGACUCACACAGCUCAGGAAGUACAACUCUGCGGCUGAGAUCUACCUGAACGUAGACCUCAUCAAGGAGGCCAUUGAUGCUUUCAUUGCUGGGGAGGAGUGGAACAAAGCCAAGAGAGUCGCCAAGGAGCUGGAGCCCAGGUACGAGGACUACGUGGACCAGAAGUACAAAGAACACCUGAAGGACCAAGGCAAAGUCGACUCUCUGGUGGGUGUGGACGUGGUAGCAGCUCUGGACAUGUACGCAGAGAGAGGACAGUGGGAGAAAUGUCUGGAAACAGCAUCCAAACAGAACUUUAAGAUCCUGCAUAAGUACGUCGCUCUGUACGCCACACUACUCAUCAAAGAGGAAGACCCCACGAAGGCUCUGUGCCUCUACAUCCAACACGGAGCGCCACCAAACCCUCAGAACUUUAACAUCUACAAGCGUCUAUUUCUGGACCUCAUCAAUCUCCCCGACACCGACACACCAGAGUCUUACCACAUGUGGGCCGACCUCCGCAACUUCCUGCAGCAGCUGUGUGAGAACAUGUCGAGGUCCGCAGAGGCCAACUCUCCGGCUCAUGAGGACUUUGAACAGUUGCUGCUGAUCGCUCAUUACUACGCCACGAGAUCCGCCGCGAAAGGAGUCGAGCAGCUGGUCAGCAUAGCAGCCAAGCUGUCGGUGUCUUUGUUGCGUCACACUGAGCUCAUUCCUGCAGAUAAAGCUUUCUAUGAGGCCGGCCUGGCCUGCAGGGCGGUCGGCUGGGAGAACAUGGCCUUCAUCUUCCUCAAUCACUUCCUGGAUCUGUGUGACGCGAUUGACGAGGGCACCCUGGACGCUUUGGAUCACUCUGACUUCAUGGACACCGACAUUCCCUUUGAGGUCCCGAUCCCCACCAAACUCUGCGUCACUGACGCCCAGCGGGAGCAGAUCCGGGACUGGGUGCUGAUGGUGUCCAUGGACAACCGGUUGGAGCAGGUUCUCCCUCGAGAUGAGAGAAACUCGUACGAAGCGUCGCUGGUCGCAUCAAACACCGGCCUGCGCUCGCUGCCUUGUCUGCUCACUGGUUACCCCGUCCUGAGGAACAAGGUUGAAUUCUCGCCUGUGGGGAAAGCAGCCAACAAGGACGACUGGAACAAAUUCCUCAUGGCUACAAAGACCACUCACAGUCCAGAGUGUCAGGACGUCCUCAAGUUCAUCAACCAGUGGUGUGGAGGUCUGGGGGCGUCUGGAUUCUCCUUCCACUGAUAAAUACUCACUAUUAAUCUGGUUAUGUACCAUUCCAUUAUCAUAACUUUUUACACUCCAGCUGUUAUCAAAACAUUAUUUAAACGGACCAAGAACCCUUUUU